CAAACCGAAUUAUUAUUGCAUACGAACAGCGAUAUCAUCUCCUCCACCCCCCCGCCCCCCAAGGCGCAUCCCACACUUUGGAUUCUGCUUCUGCCGCUGGCGUCUCCGACGGUCAAUGAUGCAAAAGACUAGGAUCAAUUGCUUCUAAUCUGAGAUAGAAGUUAUUUGCUUUCUAGGUUGUCGUUUUAUUGAACGGUUAGUGAUUUUAAUUUUGUUUCUCAGAUAUUGGAAUUAAUGGUUCUUGGAGGCUGCUGUUCUUAUGUGGCACCAGUUAUUGAAUCUCCUGGUGCUUCCUGAUUAGUUGAUGAAGGGGUUUCCUGAGAGUGACACCGAUUCUAUUGAUAAUUCAAGUAGAAAAAAUUUCAGUUGCACUAAUUCGCCCAAGGGUUCUGUCUCGGGUGAGGCAGAGCCGGGUAUUGGUUGUAGAAAGCAUCAAAAGCCGGCAGCACUUUGGUCUGGGAUCUGGCCGCCGGCUACAUCAAUAUUUGGGCAUUCGAGUGGUAGUCCAAAGAGAAGUGAUUGCAGGAGUUGCAGCACUAACAGUAGUAUCAGGAAAAAGUCGGCAAGUGGGAAGACCUAUUAUGAGGGCUGGAGAGCUGCAGUGAGGAGAUUCAUGAUGAAUGGUGGAUCUAUGAGGAGAAUUUUAGGUUUUAGUCGGACAAAUAGUUCAAAUUCCAAUAGCGAUAUCUGGCUUUUGGGAGUUUGCUAUCAUGUGGCUCAGGAAGGUGAGGAUUCUUCAAAUCCUACUCAGAGUGAGGGAUUUGCUGCGUUUGUUGAAGAUUUCUCAUCACGGAUACUGAUUACGUACCGUAAAGGUUUUUCACCCAUUGGGGACUCAAAGUACAGUAGUGACGUGAAUUGGGGUUGUAUGCUUCGGAGCAGCCAGAUGCUUGUUGCUCAGGCAUUUUUGGUUCAUAAGUUGGGAAGAUCAUGGAGGAAAUCUUCGGACAAGCCACUCGAUGAAAGUUACAUGGAGAUAUUACAUCUCUUUGGGGAUGCUGAGGACUCGCCUUUCUCUAUACACAAUCUUCUCCAAGCGGGAAGCGCUUACGGCCUUGCUGCGGGCUCCUGGGUGGGCCCUUAUGCCAUGUGCCGUACUUGGGAAAGUUUGAUGCGGAAUAAGGAGGAAACUGAUGGUGGAGUCCUCUCUGCAAUGAUGGCUCUGUAUGUUGUUUCUGGUGAUGAAGAUGGGGAAAGAGGUGGAGCUCCUGUCCUCUGCAUUGAGGAUAUAUCAAGAUACUGUUCUGAGUUUAGUAGAGCCGAAGCUGAUUGGGCCCCCAUCCUACUGAUGGUUCCAUUGGUUUUAGGACUGGAGAAAGUUAACCCAAGGUAUCUCCCCCUCCUGUGUGCUACAUUCCAAUUUCCACAGAGCCUUGGUAUUUUGGGUGGUAGACCUGGUGCCUCAACAUACAUAGUUGGAGUGCAAGAUGAAAAGGCAUUCUAUUUGGAUCCACAUGAAGUUCAACAGGUAGCCAACAUGAAGAGGGAUAAUGUAGAAGCUGAUACUUCGUCUUACCAUUGCAAUGUGGUGAGACAUAUCGCUAUGGAUUCUCUUGAUUCAUCAUUGGCAAUUGGAUUUUAUUGUAGAGACAAAAGUGAUUUCGAUGAUUUUUGCGUACGCGCAACAAAACUAGUCGAUCAAUCAAACGGUGCUCCAUUAUUCACCGUAGCUGAGACCCGCAGAUCCCCAAGGCCAGGCAACACUACAGAGACUCGAGAUUGUGACCUUGAUCAUAGGCUGCCUACCGGUGAAUCAGAGAAUUCUGGGCAGGAAGACGACUGGCAACUCCUCUGAUCCGGAACGAUGCAGCUGGCUGAAGCUUAUAUUUAUGAUCUUCUAAGCUUCUGUCCAACUGCGUAGGAUCUACUCGAAACCACGAACUUGUGUGCUCUUCCAGUUACCUGUUGCUUUAGCGUAAAUGAUGUAUUAAUUUUAGGUUUGAUUUAUUUUUUAUUUAUUUUAUUUUUUUGUUGAAGGAAACCUUUGAGGUUGUUAUCUUCAGCUAGUUCACUUUAUUUUACACUUGUUGGAUACUAUGCUAGUGCGUCUUUUUUGUUUGAGAACUAGUAGUUAUGUGAAAUAGCUGUCGAAGUUCAUAGUCAAAUCUAUAAAUAUAUUUCGAUUUUCUGUUCA
Salvia miltiorrhiza (redroot sage) is the source of this 2134-nucleotide messenger RNA. Its product is annotated as cysteine protease ATG4-like. Bases 305 to 1795 code for a protein of 496 amino acids. The transcript has 9 exons. Gene Ontology annotation, molecular function: protein-phosphatidylethanolamide deconjugating activity. Lineage: Eukaryota; Viridiplantae; Streptophyta; Magnoliopsida; Lamiales; Lamiaceae. The record is from RefSeq and is a predicted model, not a curated record.